AUGAGGGUCUUGGCCUGCCUUAUCGGUGACUCUGAUGGGAUCCAGGCUGUUGAGAGGCUGCGUCUGGCCGACGGCCCCCACGGCUGUGCCGGCCGCCUGGAGGUGUGGCACGGCGGGCGCUGGGGGACCGUGUGCGACGACGGCUGGGACCUGCGGGACGCCGCCGUGGCCUGCCGCGAGCUGGGCUGCGGGGGCGCGCUGGCCGCCCCCGGAGGCGCCUUCUUUGGGGAGGGCGCGGGGCCCGUGUGGCUGAGCGAGCUGGCCUGCCGGGGCAGUGAGGGCCAGCUGGGGCUCUGCCCCCAUCGCGGCUGGAAGGCCCACAUUUGCUCCCACAGGAGGACGCGCUUCUGUGCUGUCCUCAGUCAGCGUGUGGCCAACUCCAGGGACGGGGACGAUCCACCUUCGAUCCUGGAGGGGACCCCGCCGGGGCUGUCUGGGGAGCUGAGCCCUGGCUCGGAGGAGCCUCCAGGGACACACGCACCCCGCCCGGCCGGGACCCCACAGAACAGCUCCAGGAAGAAGGUCCCCCCACCCAAGCAGGCCAAAUCCACCAGGGCCCCUCAGCUGACGGCCGGAGCCCCCCGACACGAGCGGCUUCGCCUUGUCUCGGGCCCCCACGGGUGCUCCGGUCGGCUGGUGUGGCACGGCGGGCGCUGGGGGACCGUGUGCGACGACGGCUGGGACCUGCGGGACGCCGCCGUGGCCUGCCGCGAGCUGGGCUGCGGGGGCGCGCUGGCCGCCCCUGGAGGCGCCAGAUUCGGCCGGCUCAGGGCCCGUGUGAUGGAUGACGUGGGGUGUGGAGGCGGAGAGCAGGCUCUGCGGGACUGUCCCCGCCCCUGGGGUCGGAGCAACUGUGACCACAGCGAGGAUGCGGGCUGGCCCAGCCCCCGGCUGCGUCUGGCCGACGGCCCCCACGGCUGUGCCGGCCGCCUGGAGGUGUGGCACGGUGGGCGCUGGGGGACCGUGUGUGACGACGCCUGGGACCUGCGGGACGCCUCCGUGGCCUGCCGCGAGCUGGGCUGUGGCGGCGCGCUGGCCGCCCCCGGAGGCGCCUUCUUUGGGGAGGCUGGCCCCAUCCUCCUGGAUGACCUUCGGUGUCGGGGUAACGAGACAGCCUUGCGAUUGUGCCCAGCACGGCCCUGGGGCCAGCACGACUGUCACCACCGGGAGGACGCCGGGGCCGUGUGGGACGGGAUGCCUCUCGGAUAUGUCCCUCCCACGGCCCCGGCGGCUGCGGACGGCAACCACUCUGCGCCCGGACGUGGCGUCCGGGCCCCCCCCCCCACGGCGAGCCAGGCCUCGCGGACCGCAGGCGCCUCCCCUCCGCCCUCCCCCACUGCCCCGCGGGAUCCUGAACCCGAAGCCGGUGAGCUCCCCCAACUGCGCCUGGUGGCAGGGCCCAGCAGGUGUUCGGGCCGGCUGGAGGUGUGGCACGCAGGGCGCUGGGGGACGGUGUGUGACGACAGCUGGGACCUACGGGAUGCUGCGGUGGUCUGCCGCGAGCUGGGCUGUGGCGGAGCUCGGCAGCCGGACCCUGCCGCUGGCCGCUUUGGCUGGGCCGGCCCCAUCUGGCUGGACGACGUGGGGUGCUUGGGGACCGAGGCUUCGCUCUCUGACUGCCCUGCGCCCUGGGGGAAGCACAACUGUGCCAAUGAAGAUGUUGGAGUCACCUGCACUGAGACCCCUGGCCUGGACUCUAUCUCAGACCCCUUCAGUUGGAGCUGGAUCCCUGGCCUGGGUAGAGAUCCGGACGCCUGGCCUCCCCGGGAGCUGGCACCAAGCCCCUGCGAGGCUGACCCCAGCGUUCCUGAGAAAACCACCACCAAGGCCCAGGGAAAAAUGCCCAAGAGUACUAAGAAGUGGGGACCAAAAAUGCAAAGCGACCGACCAUCAGCCCCCGUGAUGCCAACCACUAAACAUUCCAGGGUCCUGGGCACCCAGAGGCCCCUUGAAAUGACCUCACGGACCACCACAACCCUGACCACUGAGGCCUCCCACAGAGCAGUUUCAGAGUCUAGCAAAGCGACCACUGGGGUCCCCAACGGGAUGACCUCACAUACACUGCACACGAACUCCUGGGCCCCCGAGAACGGACCUCUAAGGCUGUGGCAACGUCAACCAUCAAGGCCCCGAGAGGUGACCUCUGAGGCCACGCAACGCGAUCCUCUGACCCCCAAGGAGUCAUCAGCUGAGAUCCCAGCACAGGGUUCUCCAGAGUCACCCAAAGACCCAGCCCCCUCCCCCACUGGGAGCACCACUCGGGGAUCAGGCCCGUUCCGCGUGCGUCUGGAUGAUGGGCCCAAACGGUGUGCUGGCGGCUGGAAGUGUGGCAUGCUGGGCGGGGGGACAGUGUGCGAUGACAGCUGGGACCUGCGGGACAGUACCGUGGCCUGCUGGGAGCUGGGCUGUGGAAGGGUCCGGCCCCGAGUGGAAACCCACUACGGCCCCGGGACGGGCCCCAUCUGGCUGGAUGACGUGGGCUGCAAGGGAAUCGAGGCCUCGCUGAGUGACUGUCCUGCUGCAUGGGGCCAGCACAACUGUGACCACGAGGAAGACGUGGGGCUCACCUGCACUGGCUACGCCGAUGAGGAUGAUUCCCCCUGGACCUGGGAUCCCACCUCGGGAGAGGACCUGGCCAAGGGGACCACCGCAGGGGUGCCUGGACACAUGCUCCCUGGGCACACCAAAAGCCCAGGGGGACCCUCCCCAGCAACAAGGCGUCUUCCACACACAGGUGACAAGGAUGGUUAUGAGUCUUUUCGGACAUGGGAUACACCUUCAGGAGGGGCUCUGCCCAAGGGGACACCCACCACUCUUACCACUGGCACCACCCGGGACCCAGACCAUCCCUCUCCAGCUCCAAGGAUCUGUGGAGACACAGGUUCCGAGAGAAAACUGUGGCCCCAGCGUAGGCUGCUGCGCCCCACAUCGUCCCGGACGGUGCCCCCUGCCCCUUCCCCAGAUCCCUCCGCUUCGUCAGAGCCCCCGGGCUCACCGGUGACCUCCGUGACCUCCAACCCUGCGCCAUGGUUCAUUCCUGAGGCAGCUUCAACGCGGAAGGUGACCUCUGCUCCUGACACUUUGCCACCCAGCCCGGACCUGGCCUCCUGGACGAGCUCUGACCUCACCUUGACAACCCCUGGCCUCACUUUGUCUACCCCUGACGCCACUGUGAUUGCAGCAUCGCGGUCUGAUCUCUCACCUACCCCACCACCCACCUUGACCAAGAGCUGACCUCUGACCCCUCUGCACCAGAGGUGGUGACCCCACCUUUUUUCUACCUCAGAGUUGACUACAGAAAUCUGUCACAAUCCAAACUUGGACACAGCUCCUACCCCAACUCAGUUCCAGAAUAUUCCAGAUCCCAGACCCCUCCACAAGCCCUACCCCACUACCACCCUCACUCUGCCUUGACCUCUCACCCCUCUACCUCCUACCUCUCAACCCACUACCACCUUUCCCCCAACUACAACACCUCACUCCACCGCCACGCCUCCACUCCACCACAACCCUUCACUCCACAAACCCCUCACCCUACCACACCCCUCAACUGUUACACCCCCCUCAACCCACCACACCCUCUCAACCACCACACCCCCACCAACCACCACACCCCUUUACCUACCACAACCCCUCACCCCCACCACAACCCCUUCACCCUACCACAACCCCAUACCCACCACGACCCCCUCAGUCCACCACACCCCCCUCAUUCUACCAGUGCUCAACCCAACUACAACCCCCCACCCUAUCACAACCAGUUACCCUGCCACGACCCCUGACUCCACCAUGACCCCUCAUUCUACCACCUCUACUCAUCCCAACCAUGACUGCUGACCCUACCUCAACCCUGUGGUUACUGUCAAAUCCAUUCUAACUUCCUUGGGAACAGAGUUCUCUCCCACUCCAGCGCCAGCAGUCAAGCCCAGCCUGCACCCCUGGUUGACCUCCAUGGGAGCCGCUCAUCUCUCUCAGAUGUCCAGCCUAGUGCCUUUUCCAGCCUCAGAGUCCAGCCACCCCAGGUCUUCUCCAGGCCCAAGCAUGGACACACUGUCCACUGAGGAUUUCCAACCACCAAGAAGCCAGAGCCCCAAACCAACUCCACCACCCACCCAGACCCCACACUCAGCCUCUGACCCCACAGGGACCUCUGACCUCCAUCUGUCUUCCAUGGUCCACCCCUUGGAUCAACCUCCUCGACCAUUCACCCUAAGGCCAACCCCUGGGCAGGACCCAGACCCCGUUGGCCCAUGUGUGACUCCAGCACCACCUGUAAAGGUCAUGGCCUGUGAGCCGCCUGCCCUGGUAGAGCUAGUGGCUGCUGUGAGGGAUGUGAGUGGCCAGCUGCAGAGGCUGACCCAGGUCCUGAAGCAGGACCAGCAGCAGCGCCAAGCUCUGGAACUGGGGCUGACUCAGCUGGUGGAGGCCACCCGGGGUCUGGGGCAGCUGGGUGAGGUUGUAAAGAGACUGGCCGAGAGAGCCUGGCCCCCCAGCACACCUGCACCAACCACCACCACCCCAGAGGAGGAAGAAAGGCCUCUGAGGGGAGAUGUGUGACCCUAUAUGGGAUUUGAGGGGCUUAAAAUGCUCUCAAUCAAAAAUGAAAACCAAAGUAUCUAAUUAAAAACAAGAUAUCAAUGACAUUUGUGGGGACCCAGGGGAACCCCAGGGAGAUGGAAUCACAAGAGUGACCUUGAUUUAUGAAUGCCACAGGCACCAUGCAAGGCACUGAUUUUAUGAUGAGGAUGCUGGUGAUGAUGGGUGAUGAUCAUGAUGGUCAUAGUGACUACAUGUAGUGAGAAUGAUGAUGGUGAUGGUCAUGAUGGUGACAAUGAUAGUGGUCACAAGGAUGAUGGUGAUGGAAGUAAUGUGGGAGAUGAUCAUGGUGGUGAUGAUGACAAUGGAAGUGGUGAUGAUGA
Molecule: messenger RNA, 4919 nt
Organism: Lynx canadensis (Canada lynx)
Lineage: Eukaryota; Metazoa; Chordata; Mammalia; Carnivora; Felidae
Gene: SSC5D
Product: scavenger receptor cysteine rich family member with 5 domains
Cellular component (GO): membrane
Source: RefSeq, a predicted model, not a curated record